Molecule: messenger RNA, 1602 nt
Organism: Erigeron canadensis
Lineage: Eukaryota; Viridiplantae; Streptophyta; Magnoliopsida; Asterales; Asteraceae
Product: indole-3-pyruvate monooxygenase YUCCA6
Exons: 4
Coding region: 154-1413 (419 amino acids)
Biological process (GO): auxin biosynthetic process
Molecular function (GO): NADP binding; N,N-dimethylaniline monooxygenase activity; flavin adenine dinucleotide binding
Source: RefSeq, a predicted model, not a curated record
UUAAUUCAAUUCAUCAUACUCCCUCCCAUGAACAAAAGGAAUGUGAGUAUUAAUACAUCACCAUCCCCAUCCCUAUCUCAUUAAUCUCAUUUAAUCCAACCCACAAAUUCAUUUUCUUUAAUUUAUUCAAAGAAAACAAAAACAUAAAGCUAUAUGGACAAUUUAAGAGAAAUACAAGGUAAAAUGGCUCAUGAUCCCCACUAUGAUUAUCCAUAUUGUAAAUGGAAACGUCAAGUAUGGGUUCACGGCCCAGUUAUAGUCGGUGCAGGCCCAUCUGGGCUUGCAGCGGCCGCUUGCUUGAAAGAGCAAGGUGUCCCUAGUGUCGUUAUCGAACGAUCAAACUGUAUCGCAUCACUUUGGCAGCUCAAAACCUAUGACCGUCUUCGGUUACACCUUCCCAAAAAGUUUUGUGAAUUACCACUUAUGCCCUUCCCUAAGGACUUUCCAACGUACCCCGAUAAACAACAGUUUGUUGAGUACUUAGAAGCGUACGCGAAAAGGUUUAGAAUUGAGCCGGUUUUUGAGCAAAGUGUAGAAAGUGCCAUGUAUGAUGCAAGUAUAGGGAUGUGGAGAGUGAAGAGUGUCGGGUUGAAAGCAGGGGAGGAGAUGGAGUAUGUUUGCCGGUGGUUAGUGGUGGCUACCGGGGAGAAUGCGGAGGCUGUGGUGCCGGAAAUUGAUGGGAUUAUGGAUUUCAAUGGUGAGGUGAAACAUACAUCGGAAUACAAAAGUGGAAGUGUAUAUAAAGGGAAGAAAGUGUUGGUGGUUGGUUGUGGAAAUUCAGGAAUGGAAGUGUGUUUAGAUCUUUGCAAUCAUAAUGCCAAACCUUCACUUGUUGUAAGGGAUGCUGUUCAUGUCCUACCACGAGAUAUGCUGGGAAAAUCAACUUUUGGGUUGUCAAUGUGGUUGCUCAAGUGGCUACCAAUGAGAUUCGUUGACCGGAUUCUGUUGAUCGUGUCAUGGCUAGUACUCGGAAGCACAGCUAAGUUUGGACUUGACCGGCCAUCGAUGGGACCGCUCGAGCUCAAAAACCUGUCUGGAAAGACACCCGUGUUGGAUGUUGGGGCCCUAGCCAAAAUCAAAAGUGGAAACAUUAAGAUUUGCCCGGGCAUUGAACGAAUUGGACGUCUUGGUGUACAAUUUGUGAAUGGGAAAAUAGAGAAUUUUGAUGCAAUUAUUUUUGCAACAGGAUACAAAAGUAAUGUACCAUCUUGGCUAAAGGAGGGAGAGAUGUUCUCUGAGAAAGAUGGGUAUCCUCGAAGACCAUUUCCGAACGGUUGGAAAGGUGCAUUCGGGCUAUACGCUGUAGGGUUCACUAAGCGUGGUUUGCUUGGUGCAUCGGCGGAUUCUAAACGAAUAGCAGAAGACAUUGGUAGAUAUUGGAAAGUAGAAGGCAACCAAAACAUCUUACUUUGACAAAUAAAUAGUUGUUCUCAUUGCAACCAUAAUUUUGUAUUCUUUUUGAGGCGAGAUCGUUUUUUAAAAAAAAAUUAUAUAUAAUCUUUUGUUAGUACAACAAAAAAUUAAAGUUGUUUUAAUUAGAAAAAUUACAUGAUUUUAGAGAGGGAACAUAGAUUGUUUGGCUCUUUACUUUUUAAUUAGGUU